GGAUUUCUUUUUCAUUUUCCAACAAUCAUCCCUCCAUUCAUCCACAGCAGAUUCCAACCCUUUUUCGUUACAUUCUGUUUCCCUUCCAUCCUCCUUGUACUAUCCUUUUUCUUUUUGCCGUGUACUAUUUUCUUUUCCCCUUUUUUUUUUUUGUUUUUAAUUUAUGUAAUUUAUCAUAAAGGGUUCUUGGUUGUCAUUUCUUUACAAGUUUGUAAUGAUGAUGAUGAUGGUCAUGAUGGGCUGCUCUUGUUACAUUUGUUUUGCGUGAAAUACGGCUUUUGUGGAUUCCUUUUUCUGGUGUGCAUUAAUCGUCACCUUCGUUUCUUGCUUGUUCCUUUUGCUUUCUGGGUUCUUCUCAGAAUUCAGAAAUCUGGGUUCCUUUUAUCAGAAGCCAAUUUUGAUUCAGACGAGAUAGCUUUUUGGAAUUACUUCUUUGUUGGGAUUCACUGUAAGAGAAUCAAAUUACGAAAAGGUAGAUUUACGCAGUUUUUGUCUCGUCACUGGAAAUCUGAAUCCCUCACUCUGUCUCUCUCUCUCUCUCUCUCUCCCCCACCCCCCCCGGCCGCGUGUCAACUUCUAGUGCUUCGGCAUUGCACGAGUCCCUUUCGUCCGAAACAGAUGUCUUUAAUGGUUUUGGGAUCCUUCCCCAAACUCAAGAUAAGUAUCACAUGGCUAUCUUUUGGCGCAUUCGGCUUUGAAUAUGGCACCUGGGGUUUGAUGCAUGUAGCUUUUUUUCGCUAAAUCUCUGGCCUUUCAAUUGAGUUUUUUCUUGGAGUUUUCUUAUGGUUUCCUCUGCAGAAAUUAUGGGUUGUAAACCUGUAAUUUUUUCAUGUCUGGACUGAGAAUUGUUACUGGUAGCGUUCUUCUGAGUGAACUUUAAAUGGACUUACCGCCUAAUCACAAACAUUCCAAAUUCUCUGGCCGGUAUUUGAAUUCCAUGGCAUGCAGAUGCGUUGUUUUGGUUGUGAUUGCUCUGGUUAUUAGAGCUGUUCUGCUUCCUACAUUCUCCGGCUUUGGUUGGAUUGAGCAGCAGAACUUGAUCUUCAUCCAGAACCGCUCUCUGUUAUUCACUUCUGAAUUUGGAAUUCGGAAAGAUAAAUUCUUGGAGGUUCCUCAGAUUGUAUGGGGUCUAAACAAUCAAAAGAUUGCAUUUGCAAGAGCUUGUCUAACUGCAAGAAUGCUGAACCGAACUCUUUUGAUGCCUAGCUUAAGCGCUUCCCUGUUCUACAAAGAAAUUGACCUCCUGCAACCCAUUUCCUUCGAUAAGGUGUUCCAAUUCGAGAAGUUCAAUUCACUCUGCAAUGGAUUUGUCCGAUUGGGUCGUUACUCCGAUCUUUCGAAUCGUACAGGGAUCUUUGAGCUUCGAAAGGGAAGCGGAAGGAAAUGGACAAUUGAGAGAGAUUUAGAUCAACUGAGACAGCAUAGAAAAGACACUACUGAUGGGCAUGAGGUAAUUCGAAUAGUUGGGAAGAACCCAUUUUUAUGGCACGAUCAUUGGCCUAUUAAGGACUAUGCCCGGGUAUUUGAGUGCUUAGUUUUGGUUGAUGAGAUAGCAAAGGAAGCGGAUAAAGUUGUAUCCAAGAUUAGAGAGAAAGAAAUGGAGGUAACAAGAAAAACUGAAUCUGUGCAACAUGGUAUCAGUUCUGAGAGUUCUACGUUUCAGCGAGUGCCUUAUGUAGCCGUCCACAUGAGAAUAGAGAUAGACUGGAUGAUUCACUGUAAGAAAUUAGAGCAGAGAUUUAACACUAGCCAAAUUUGUAGCAGCAAGGAGGAGAUUAUGGAAAGAGUGGGAAACAUUAUGGACCUAAAGACUCCAACUGUGGUUUACCUUGCUGUGGCUGACAGUCUUCUCGAAGAUUCUUUUAUAUUGAAUGGAUGGAAAGAAGGCUUGCUUCCUUUGGAGAAAAAGAAACUGGGCGUUUAUGGAAUCUACAGGAAGUAUCCAUAUCUCAUUCAGUCGGCAAUUGAUUAUGAAGUGUGCUUAAGGGCUGACGUCUUUGUGGGGAACAGCUUUUCUACUUUUUCGAGUCUUAUUGUUCUCGAGAGAACACAGAAGAUGAUUAAAGAAGGCAUCACGAGAUCGUGUGGGAUGGAUGUAAGGUGGCCGUCUUAUGCAUAUAAUAUAUUAGGGGAAUCGAAAGGCCCUCGUAGAUGGAUGACAAAUAUGUCUGAUUCAAGCCUUCAAGCAAUUAGCUAUGGCUCUAAUGACAUCUCUUCUUGUUGACGCUAAUGUUUGAUGUGCAGAAGCAUUCUUUUGUGGCUGGACUAUGUUCCAACAUCACCCGAGAGAUUUCACUCUCAAGGUACUCGCAAGCAUCUCCGUUGUAAAUUUUCAUUUACAAAAUGCUGUCUUUCCCUGUUCUUGUCUUUUGAAAGUCGAGAUUUUACCAUAUAUGCUACAAAUUUCUCAUGAUCUUGUUGGUGAUGCUUUGUACUGUCGCAAAUGUAAUGAUUUGAAGUUAAUUGGAGACAACUUGCGCCCUUGAAACAAAGAAAAUCACAUCAUAAGAGGGGAAGGAAGUUGAGGAGUAGAUGGCGGGCUGGUAUCCACUCUCCAGAAUGGUUACUUUGAUAUGACAAUUUGAUGCUUGUUGUGGAUUUCCAAAGCUUGUCAAACAACAGGAGACUAGAAGUUUUCUGAGCUCCCUUUUUUUUUAGUUUUCUGUUUCCCUUUCCCCUUUAUUCCUUUCUUUAUUGCUUGAAGGUUGGUGCAGCAAGGAGAAAGGUUUGUCCAAUCACCCAAUUUGUGAGCUCCAGAGUAUAAUCAGGGAAUUGUGGUCCCCUUCUACCGGGUAGUAUGUGCUCUUUGUUUUAUCUUGUUUUUCUGGUUGGAAGAGUGCUGUUAGCCCUGUUUCUGAGCAUUUUGAUUGUCCUAGAUUCCUUGAGUGCAGUGAUGGAAAACGCACUGCUGAGAUCCUUUACUUUUUGUUACGUGGGAGACCUCAAAUCGUGUGUCUCGUUAUUGUCUUCAACUGCAAGUCAGCAACUCUGAUCUGUCAGUACUAGCAACUGAAAUAGACACCACUUCUAUGGCCAUAGUCAUUUUUG
Juglans regia (Persian walnut) is the source of this 3048-nucleotide messenger RNA. Its product is annotated as O-fucosyltransferase 23. Gene Ontology annotation, biological process: pollen-pistil interaction. The record is from RefSeq and is a predicted model, not a curated record. NCBI's taxonomy places the organism in Eukaryota, Viridiplantae, Streptophyta, Magnoliopsida, Fagales, Juglandaceae. The transcript has 4 exons. The coding region runs from base 881 to 2224 and encodes 447 amino acids.